UCUGUCUGUGUGUGUGCUUUGCUGCCGUGGCAACUAGAGUUACCACAUACUAAUAUUUUAGGUUGCCUUACAUAAUCGUCUGCUUUUGUCAAUGCAGAGAGUGGAUCUCCAGUACACGAGGCACCGGGGGGGCCGUUAGCUCGGAGCCCUGGGCUCAUCGCUGCUCCACUAACUGACCACUGUGCAGUCGUAAGACAGAUUUACUGUCUCAUCAGCUGCUUUUAAGCCCACUCCCUACCUCCAGUCUCAACACAGGAAUCCUCUCAAGACUCUUGUGAUCCUCUGUGCUUUUUUCUUUUCUUGGCAGCCGAGGUAGAUGGUGCGCUAAGACUUUAAAGGGAGGGAUAUAAAGAAAAACAGUGAACUUGGAAGAUGGAAAGAAGCUUUUCUAUAAGGGGGAAACCAAACACCUGGUCAUUUGUAUCAGUGACACAAGACUGUGCGGCGGGUUUCUGGUGCGUGGUCGAGCCUGAACGCCUCUACAGACUGCAGAGUCUGACGUCCGUGUGAAGUCUGUCUUUUGUCUGCAAAGUGCAGUCGGGUCCAUAAGUAUUUGGACGGUGACACAAUGUUUGUAAUUUUGCCUGUGUUCUCCAAAACAAUGGAUUUGAAACAAAGCCAUCAAGAUGUGAUUGAGGCGGAGCGCAGCGCCUGCGAUGUCAACAUCCUCAGCAUCCCGGUGCCCAUCCGUCGCGGCGGCUCGGAGUCCAACCUGGACGUGGUGGACAGCGUCGGGGAUGACGGAGUGGGGCUGGAUUUCACCAAGGGAGCACUGGGUAUCGACAGUCUGCAGCAGAAGAUCCUCAAGGUGACGGAGCAGAUUAAGGUGGAGCAGGCGGCUCGGGACCAGAAUGUGGCGGAGUACCUGAAGCUGGUGAACAACGCCGACAAGCAGCAGGUGUCACGUAUCCGCCAGGUGUUUGAGAAGAAGAACCAGAAGUCAGCGCAGACCAUCGCCCGGCUGCAGAGGAAGCUGGAGCAGUACCACCGUCGCAUGAAGGACAGCGAGACCAACGGCAAGCACAGCCACAAGGAUGGCAGCAGCAAGGAGUCCGGGACUCACAGCAAGGAGGGCAGCCUGCGGGACGUCAGCGCCACCGGGCGACACCCGGCGCUGGAUAAAGUGAAGACGAUCGGGCCCGGCGUGUCGCUCUCGCCGCCGUUCUUUUUCAACAAGUCGCGGGAGUUCGCCAACCUCAUCAGGAACAAGUUUGGCAGCGCCGACAACAUCGCCCACCUCAAGAGCUCCAUGGAGUCGGGGUCAGGGCUGCAGGUGGAGGGCGGGGCGAGGGGUCUGAGCGGCAGCGCCACCACAGUAGCCAAGCCCACCAAGUACCAGAGCGACGACGAGUGCUCCACCGGGACGUCCGCAUCCGCUGACUCUAACGGGAACCCGGCGGGGGGUUCGGGGGCAGGGUCCGGGGGUCCUGGGAGGUCGGACUCCAACGGGCGUCUGGGGGAGGUGCUGGACAUUGUGCGGGAGAUCAGGGAGGCUCAGGGACAGCUGGCCGAGGACAUGGAGACUAUGAACGCACAGUUCAAACGAGACUACAGCUACUUCACACAGGUGCUGCAGGAGGAACGAUACAGGUAUGAGCGGUUGGAGGACCAGUUAAAUGACCUGACAGAGCUGCACCAGCAUGAGACCAGUAAUCUGAAGCAGGAGCUGGCCAGUAUUGAGGAGAAGGUGGCUUAUCAGGCCUAUGAGAGGGCCAGGGACAUACAGGAGGUCCUGGAGUCGUGUCAGACCCGUGUGUCGAAGCUCGAGCUGCAGCAGCAGCAGCAACAGACGGUUCAGCUGGAAAACACCGACGCCAAGGUGCUGCUGGGGAAGUGCAUCAACAUCAUGCUGGCCAUCGUCACCGUGAUCCUGGUGUGCGUCUCCACGGCGGCCAAGUUCACCGCCCCACUGCUUCGUAGUCGCUUCCACCUGGCGCUCACCUGCGUGGGCGUGUCCCUGUUAGCGCUGCUGUGGAAGAACUGGGAACAUCUGCAGUGCGCUUUGGAACGAUUGCUCCUCCCGCACUGAUCCACUCUGGACGACAAAAUGAGACCAGAAACACUUUGUCCAAACCCUGGAGUCCAGGUCUCCCAGGAGGUGUGUUGUCAUGGCAACACAAAAACUGGGGAGGAGUUUACAUGUAGCCUUACACCAGCCCCAGCUCCCCAGCAAUUUUGGGCUCCACGUCGACUUGAUUUAUGGCUUUGUGCUUUGCAUGUCUAAAUGGGGUCCACACAGAUCCACAGUAAUUCCAACCAACAACACACAGAUGUAAGCUGAUAUACAACUGAACCAGUGCGACAAAGCUCUACUACGAAUGCUCAAGGUGCAAACACACACACAUGGCACGAAGCUGCCAUAAAGGUAAAUCACUACACUAAGAACAAUCAGACAAAAACAGGAUAAAUCAGCUGGAGAUGAUCAGAUAUGAGCUAUUUUAUCGGCUCCUCUGGUCGUCAGGAGACUCUGGAUCGCACCUACAGACACUAAAGUCUAAAUAUAAACAAGUGGGCUUUUAUUGCGGCGUGGAAAUACAGUGAUUAUUCGGUGUCCUUAAAGGGAAGAGCACCUGUUACAGCACCACCUCACACCUCUAAACAAACACUCGCUGGCUGUGUGUGCGUAAUGCCAGUCGAUCCGUUCUGCCUCCUUGUACACCAGCCAGCUGUCACUAACAACAAAGACACAUCCACCUGAAGGUUGAUUUGUGUUGUGUGUCUGUACUACACUGUAUUUAUGUGGUGUUUUUUCUCGUCAGUGUCUCAUUCAAAAGGACAAUUUUGAAGCCUGGGACACGUUGUUUUAAGCCGUGGUUGUGUUUGUGUCUGUCUGAGUGUGUCAGUUUGUGUACUGUACGCCUGCUUGUGUGUGUCUGUACUGUGUUUCUUAAAGGAAUAGUUCGACAUUUUGGGAGAUUGAUACCACUUUCAUGUUAGAAAUAUGAAGCUAGAGCCAGGAGAUGGUCAGUUUAGCUUAGCAUAGCUAGCCUGGCUCUGACUGAAAGAUGAAGUCACUUUCGGUGUAGCCUGUGGGACUAUUUUCACACACUAAAUAAAUAUAUUGAUUCUUGUGCUUUAAAGGUGCUUGACGGCAGAUUUUAUUACCUUUUUAAAAUAGCUAUAUGUAAGUUUUGCUAUUGCUACGUAGCCAACGUUAGCAUGAACAGCUGUUUACUUACAGGUCUUGUUAAGAGCUUCAGCCUCGUUUACAAGACGAGGUUAUAAUGCGUCCUCUGAGCAGCUACUUCUUCGGCGAAGACUUCAUCGUAGUGUAGACAUCAUAGUGACUCGGUAUCGGAAAGGGUAGCGAGACCAAGGCUAGCUGGUUAGCAUGCUAACUUCAGCAGAAGAAAAGGAGUGAUAGAAAUAGAAGCAAAAGAAGUGGGUUGCUCGUCAUCACUGGAGACAGAUCUUAGAGUAAUGGAAUGAAGUUUGAUGCUCAACUUGCAACUGGUAAGUAAACAGCUGUUAAUGCUAACGUUAACUUUGUAGCAAUAGCAAAACUUACAAAUAUCUCCUUUAUAAUAUUUAGUUUUUAACUUUCAGCAAGAAAGCUUAUAAGCGUAUUUCCCAAAAUGUCAAACCAUUCCCUAAGAGGAAAGCUUAUGAACUGCCUCCUGUCAUGUUCAUUUGAAACUGAAAAUCUGUUUUUAUGUUUUCCGGCUUCUCAAAGCGAUUUGAGAGAAGAAAAAAAAGAAUUAAAACUUGGUCCGUUAAGUUGUUUUACUCAGUUCCAAAGACUGCAGCUUUAACAUCAACCAGCUAGCAUGUAAACUGUGAGGAAGGCCUACCUGAGAGAGCAGCACUGACUUUUAAUAGGAGAAGAGAAGCAGAGCCCAUCUGUGAUUCCUCCUCUGCGAUUAGAGACAAAGCUCCGAAUGCAAACACGUCUGACUUAAAGAUCCUGAUUUUAUUGAAUUGCCUUUUUACACGAGGUUGAACAGAACAAAUUAGCUUCUGUGUGAAGCCUUUGUUGUCUUGUUGCAUUCAUGUCCAGUGGGAAUUACAGUAAACCAGACUUGAAAGGUUUCCCACCUGUUGAAACUUGUUUUAAGCCACAGAAAAAGACCAUGGCUGAUCGCUACUGAGCAAUUUAAUCACUCAUAUUAAUUCCCGUCAGCCUUUUCACACUUGAAGGUGUUGCACAGCUGCGAACUGACUCAUUGGAGAUGAUGUCUGAAACGAGCACAGGAAGUCCUGCCGUCAUAUUUUAAGACUUUUGAAUCGUAACGACCUGGAGGAUGAAAACUGCUCCGUUUUUGGUUCGUCUGUUCUUGCACUAAAACACUGAAAUGCAAGAAACCUAGAAAAAUCUUUUCCCAAGCAGAAUUUACCCAUAAGAUGAUUGAAUAAUAAUAAUAUAAUAAUAAUAUAUUGACGUGAGUGGUAAAAUCAGUAUCAUAGUGGCUGUUUUUCCCGAGCGACAUGAACGCAGCAUCACAGACUGGACGGAGGGAACUGAACAAUGUAGCUCCAUGCUCCCAAACCCUGUGUCACCGUGGUGAUGACGGGUUGAAAUGGGACUGAUGCCUUUUCAAUGCAGCUUAUUUCUUUUACUGUGUAACUCUAUAUUCUGUUUAUGCCCCUUCAAAAAAAAAAAAAAAAAAGGCCAAAAGCCAAAUAUGGAGAUUUUUAAGGCACCAUAGCCUCUUUAAAUAACACUGAAAUUCUUUUAUUUUUUUGUUGUUUUUGUACCAUUAGUCAUUGAUGCUUUUUCCAAAUUGGCCCAAACACUAUUUCUAUCUUCAGGAGAGACAUGCACCUUCUCUACAAAGCUGUAUUUGUAAGUCCAUAAUGUAUAUUUUCAAUUUACUGUCUCUUCUAUGUGCAUUAGUUUCUAGUUAUGAGUUUUCCAUGACAUUAUUUUUUUCAAAUGAGAAAAUAAAUCUUUGUUGUUUUUUUUUCUAAGAUUGUUCCUGUUUCCU
Molecule: messenger RNA, 4925 nt
Organism: Seriola aureovittata
Lineage: Eukaryota; Metazoa; Chordata; Actinopteri; Carangiformes; Carangidae
Gene: tmcc3
Product: transmembrane and coiled-coil domain family 3
Exons: 5
Coding region: 569-2029 (486 amino acids)
Cellular component (GO): endomembrane system
Source: RefSeq, a predicted model, not a curated record